This is a messenger RNA of Daphnia pulex (common water flea), 3344 nucleotides long. RefSeq names its product cell division cycle and apoptosis regulator protein 1-like. The transcript has 15 exons. Gene Ontology annotation, cellular component: nucleus. The coding region runs from base 81 to 3179 and encodes 1032 amino acids. NCBI's taxonomy places the organism in Eukaryota, Metazoa, Arthropoda, Branchiopoda, Diplostraca, Daphniidae. Gene Ontology annotation, biological process: regulation of DNA-templated transcription. The record is from RefSeq and is a predicted model, not a curated record.
UAAGGCCAAGCCCGUGGGGUUUGACUAAACAACUUUCAGUUGAAUGUUUACAUGAUAUUCGUUUUUUGAGAAAUUCGAGGAUGGCUCAUUACAACCCAUCACAGAAAAACCCACCGUGGGUUCGAAACAAUGUUCAACAGCAGCCAAUGUUGGCACAGCAAAUGACAGUUCAGUCUGUUGCUCUGAGUCAGCCAGCAUUAACUACAACUCACUUAGCUGCUCAAAAUCAAAUAGGCCAAGUCCAGUUGACGCCAGCAAUCCAAAGUCAUCAAGUCCAGAUUCCUCUCAACCAGGCUCACUUGCUGUUAAACCAGCAACUUACUCCAGCGAAUUGUACUUUUGGACAAGUACAAAUCAAUCAGGCACAAUUGGCUAAUAUAGCUACAUCCCAACACCAAGCCACGACUCACCAAACAUAUUUCACUCCCUCAAUUAGUCUGCAGCAGAAUGUUGGAAUUCCUCAAGGAACAAUUCAGAUUCAACCGUCGAGUUUGGUUAUUCCCACAUCCAUAUCAACAAGCAUAGCGCCACCAGGAUUGGCUAUGCCCACCACUCUUUCUUCAGUUCAAAACUAUACGACAACGUAUGCGCUGAGCCGAUCUUGUGUUUCCCAACAGCAACAGCAACAAGCUACAGUUAAACAACGAGUCUUUAGCGGGCUCGUGACAAAGGUUCACGAAAAUUUCGGUUUCAUCGACGAAGAUGUGAUAUUCCAGGCCAGUGUUGUCAAAGGUACUGCGCCGCAAGUCGGCGAUCGAGUCUUAGUGGAAGCUUCUUACAACGGCUCUAUGCCAUUCAAAUGGAACGCCACGCGUGUGCAAGUCAUAGCACCACCCGUGGUACAACAACAACAACAGCAGCAGCAGCCUCCACCUCAGAAACUUCUUUCUUCCACAGCGUUCAACCAGAGUGACAUAACAAAGCAAACGAAUCGGGAUUGGUCCAUCCGCGGACGCCAGGCCGCCAAUGACUAUAGGGAAUCAGACAGGUUGAAUCCUAAAAGCCGUGACUCGAGAACGCGGGAGAGACGGAGCAGGAGCAACAGUCGAAGUCCUGGUCGUAAACGUAGCCGUAGCCGUAGCCCUCAAAGUUCACCACCACCUCGACGCAGGGGCCGAGUGACACCUCGUUAUUCUGUACAAAUUCCAAAAGUCUCUCUAGAUUGUCGGGAAGCCAAUUUGGUGGAGCUUCGACGUCGUUACAGUCAUAUGUAUGUGCCUUCGGAUUUCCUCAAUUCCACUUACUGGUGGGUGGAUUCCUUCCCCAUCCACCGCCCUUUGCCUCUGGACAAGCCAGUCUCGUUCCACAUCUUCGACAAAAAUGUUGAGCCUCCAUCACUAGAGAACACGGACUCGGCAGCUGUUUUCGAGUCUUCCGAUGCUGACUAUGCAUAUAGUGCCAAAGUUAUGCUUCUCAGUCUUUUGCCCAUGGAUGAAUUUCUUCGGAAAUGCUGCCCAGAAGACGAAAAAGAAGAUUUCGUGCAUCCGGCUCGAUUGAUUCGAUUCCUGGUAGGCCACCGAGGAAAGAACGAGACGAUGGCCAUCGGCGGACCUUGGAGUCCGUCAUUGGACGGUGCCGAUCCCAAAUCAGACCCACAAGUGCUUAUCCGAACGGCCAUUCGGACUUGCAAGGCACUAACGGGUAUCGACCUUAGCUCCUGCACUCAGUGGUACCGUAUGGCCGAGAUCCGCUAUCACCGAGUCUCGUCCAUGAAAAGUCGCAUUGAAAGUGUCCUGCUCUUUGUGCCAGAUGUCUGGUCUUGCGUGCCCACCGCCAGCCAGUGGGAGACUGUCGUCCACUCUUAUAUGCAACCAUCCAGCGAGCCAGUUGAAACCGAUCCUGAAGCUAAGAUGGAAGAAGAAUUGAAGGAAGAAACGGUCGUUGAUCCACUGAAAGAAGCUUCUCAUCACUCAAAACUUGAGCCAAAAAGUCUCAAAUUUAGUGAACUCAAAACAGAAUUGGAGGCCCGGAAUUUGAGUAGUAAAGGGAUGAGGACCCAACUCAUUCCUCGGUUGACAAUUGCAUUAAAAGGUGAAGCUGAAGAGGAGAAACGUAAACGGGAAGAUGCUCAGCUCAAUGAAGAGGAACAACAGCAACAAGAAUCAAGUCGAGAAGAUUCACUUCCUGCGGAUGACGUGGACAGUAUCCAUCGGUUAGAUUUUGUGGCUUCACCGCAAAUCCUUGUUCAUCCGUCCCGCACAGCUAAAGCCGGCAAGUUCAGUUGUUCUCUGGUCAGUCUCUCGGUUCUAUUGGAUUAUCGGCUGGAAGAUACCAAGGAACACACGUUCGAAGUCUCCCUCUUCUCUGAACUCUUUAAUGAAAUGCUAAUGCGCGAUUUCGGGGCCCUUGUCUAUCGGUCGGUGAGCAAUGAAUGUUUGAGAAAGGAAAAGAGGGACAAGAAAGAUGAUGAUGAUUCUGAGCGAAAGAAGAAGAAAGAAAUUGUGAAAAUCGGUAGCAACAACGCUCCGCUAUUGUUAGCUUAUUGCUACUUUGAUUUGAGUCAUGCCAACUACAUCGCCAGCAAAGAUCUGGAAGAUCUCUUCUUGACAUUAGGAUUACAACAAUCUCGAGCUCAGGUCAGGAAACUACUCCAAAAAGUGACAACAGAUGACACACUGCGCUACAAGAAGCUUAUAGAAAAAGUCCCCCUGAUUACCAAAGAAGAAGAUGAUCAACUAAGUGAAACUUCUUUAGCUACAUCGGGUAAAGAUGUUUCCGUCUUUGAGCCGACCAACGGGAAAGAAGCGACAGCGAACGAACAAACUUCGUCCGCUUUGAUGUUAUUCAACGGCGUUUACGUCAAUGUCGAGCAGUUGCUCCUCCGACUGGAAAAGUCCGAGGAAUCUAGAAGAGAAAGCGAACACCAAUUCAAACUGGCUCAAAAUCAAUUGGCAAUCUGUCGGGCGGAUUUAAACAAGUCAACAGAAGCAAACGCCUUGUUAUGUCGUCAACUGGAAACGGAAAAAUUACGAUCCGAAUCCAACACCGAAGAAUUGGUUCGGACUCGGGAAUCCCUCAAUCAAUACGUCCAGUGUAUUAACAAGAUUCAAUCCAUUAGCAGUGCCCUCCUUUCAUCUUCAAAAGGAGGAGGGAUUAAAGAAGAGCAAACACUAUCGGACUCUCAAUUGUUGGAACCCGAAUUUCUAGAUAAAAAGAAUCAUUUCUCCAAGCAAACGUAAAACUGGUGAACAGUUCCACUGGCAUAGAAGUAGGGAGAACAAAGUUAUGUGUAAGUUUUAAACCCAAGCUGUCAGAAGCGUCGAAAUCUUAACCAAAACAUGAAAGAAAAUUUCGUUCAUAAAUACUUAAAUUGUAUUUCGUUUGAUACACAAGAUUUCUCAGUG